AUAAACAAGCCCACCAUAUUAUAACCUCUCCCUCCCUCUCUCUCUCUCUCUCUAGCUAUAUAUAUAUAUAUAUAUACACAGCAGAUACUAUACAAUAUUUGUGAAGCUUAAUUUUGUAUAGAUCAUCCUCCAUUACAAACACACAAGAACUGAAUUAUUAAUUUGCAUGUAUAAUAUAUAUGGGAAUGGAUAACUUUCUGAUGGGGGCUUUUUCACUGGCUGAGAGGUGAGCUGAAGAAAUCCAUAUCCGCCACUACCACCCAAAAAAAUACCUAUCAGCUCAUAUGAAUGGGAAAUGAAAAACUUCUCGGCUCACUCCAAUAUUAUUCAGCCAAACCCAGAAACAGAACAAGAAGGAAAACAAGAAAAAGGACAACACGAUGAUGAAGAAGAAGGCAGCGGAGCCAGGUGCGACUGGGACUUCACCCUCUCCACCAUUGUCUCAUCAAGCAGUUCCACCUGCGACACCCUCGGCGCCAUCGAAUUCGACCCCUCCGGCAACCUCCUGGCCACCGGCGGGAUUGCCAGGAAGAUUAGGGUUUAUAGUUUCAAUUCACUGUUGCCCCAUGGAAAAAGUACUGAAGUCAGUUUGUUGGAUCACAACAGUGCCUGUGAUUACUGUAUCUGUACUCCCGCCAAGCUGAGCAGCCUGAAAUGGCGGCCCUGUUCGGAUGGGCGGGUCAUCGGGUCCGGCGACUACGACGGCGUGGUCAUGGAAUAUGAUCUGGAACGCAGAGUGCCCAUCUUCGAGCGCGACGAGCACGGCGGGCGGCGGGUCUGGAGCGUUGGCUAUUCGCAUUGGGACCCUGUCGUGGGGGCAUCCGGUGCGGACGAUGGCACCGUGCAAAUGUGGGACCCGCGCUGCGACGGCGACAAGUGUGUGGGCGCUGUCCAGCCCAGCGCGGCAGGCAGCUCGGUCUGUUGCGUGGAGUUCAAUCCAUUCGGCGGCGAUCUAAUAGCUGUCGGAUGCGCCGACCGUAGAGCGUACGGCUACGAUGUGAGGAAAAUGCAGGACCCGGUUCUGGUCCUCGAUGGGCACUCCAAAACAGUGACGUACGUCCGAUUUCUCGAUCAUCGGACGGUGGUGACGUCGGGUGCAGAUGGGUGCUUGAAGCUGUGGAGCACGGAGGAUCAGAACCUGGUCAGAACGUACAAAGGCCAUUUGAACUCGAAGAGAUUUGUGGGUUUAUCGGUUUGGAAGCACGGAGAAGAUGGAGGGCUGAUCGGCUGUGGUUCGGAGAGCAACCAAGUAUUUGUGUACGAUAAGAGGUGGGGCGAGCCCAUUUGGGUGCAUGGCUUCCAGGAGGCCGCUCAGCCGGGGUUCGUCAGCGGCCUGUGCUGGCGGCGGGUGGGGGAGGACCACUCUGCUCUCGUCGCCGGCGGAUCAGAUGGGGUUUUGCAGGUGUAUGAGGUUUCCGCGAAAGAAUGCUAGCUAGAUACUCAUAAUUAAUUAAGGUGACACAUUUUUCAAUAUUUUCAUUUUCUUUUUCUAUAUUUGCCAUUUCAUUUUGAAGCAAAAUGACAAAGGGUGGGCAACAACACUGCGCCAAGCCAAUUCGUUUGAUUAA
Messenger RNA from Diospyros lotus (date-plum), 1568 nucleotides. RefSeq names its product WD repeat-containing protein RUP2. The transcript has a single exon. The coding region runs from base 296 to 1432 and encodes 378 amino acids. Lineage: Eukaryota; Viridiplantae; Streptophyta; Magnoliopsida; Ericales; Ebenaceae. The record is from RefSeq and is a predicted model, not a curated record. Gene Ontology annotation, molecular function: protein binding. Gene Ontology annotation, biological process: response to UV-B.